Molecule: messenger RNA, 2521 nt
Organism: Macadamia integrifolia
Lineage: Eukaryota; Viridiplantae; Streptophyta; Magnoliopsida; Proteales; Proteaceae
Product: DNA-directed RNA polymerase II subunit RPB2-like
Exons: 4
Coding region: 278-1258 (326 amino acids)
Biological process (GO): DNA-templated transcription
Cellular component (GO): RNA polymerase II, core complex
Molecular function (GO): ribonucleoside binding; DNA binding; DNA-directed RNA polymerase activity
Source: RefSeq, a predicted model, not a curated record
CGAGUCAGAUAACUGUUUCCUUUUUUAAGAAACAGAACCCUAUGUAGCUUUCGUCUCGUUGUCUAUCUCUCUCUCUCUAAAACUCCAGAAAUGCAAAGCAAAAAACAGAUAAAAUUCUGAAAAUGUUUGAAGGCUGAACUAAAUUAAGGAACAAGAAAAAAUGGAAUAAAUUUUGAAUCUUUUCUCUACAAAUCGAGGAUCAAGUUGGUAGGGCUUUCGUAUUUGUUUUUGAAUCUGUUUCUCUGUCCCAAACUAGGGUUUGCUUAGGGGAAAUCCAAUGUCUGGGGAAGACGACGAUCUUAUUCUUCCCGAUGAAGAAGAGGAGAUCACGCAGGAAGAUGCGUGGGCUGUUAUCAGUGCUUACUUCGAAGAGAAAGGUCUGGUGCGUCAACAGCUCGAUUCUUUCGAUGAGUUCAUCCAGAACACCAUGCAGGAAAUCGUCGAUGAGUCUGCUGAUAUUGAGAUUAGGCCCGAGUCUCAGCAUAACCCUGGCCGCCAGUCUGAUUUCCUUGAGACUAUUUACAAGAUCAGCUUUGGACAAAUAUACUUGAGUAAGCCAAUGAUGACAGAGUCGGAUGGAGAAACAGCUACUUUGUUUCCCAAGGCUGCAAGGUUGAGGAACCUCACCUAUUCAGCCCCCUUGUAUGUGGAUGUCACAAAGCGAAUCAUAAAGAAAGGGCACGAUUGUGAAGAAGUAACUGAGACACAGGAGUUCACUAAAGUCUUCAUUGGAAAGGUUCCUAUAAUGCUCCGGUCAAGUUAUUGUACAUUAUAUCAGAAUUCAGAGAAGGAUCUAACAGAGCUCGGGGAGUGCCCCUAUGAUCAAGGUGGAUACUUUAUUAUUAAUGGAAGUGAAAAGGUUCUGAUUGCGCAGGAGAAGAUGAGCACGAAUCAUGUGUAUGUGUUUAAGAAGAGACAGCCCAACAAGUAUGCCUAUGUGGCUGAGGUUCGCUCAAUGGCGGAAUCUCAGAACAGGCCGCCCAGUAGUAUGUUUGUACGGAUGCUUUCUCGGGCUAGUGCCAAAGGGGGUUCCUCUGGACAGUACAUUCGUGCUACCCUUCCGUAUAUCCGAACAGAAAUCCCAAUAAUUAUUGUAUUUAGGGCGCUAGGGUUUGUUGCUGAUAAAGAUAUAUUAGAGCACAUAUGCUAUGACUUUUCUGACACUCAGAUGAUGGAGUUACUUCGGCCAUCCUUGGAAGAAGCAUUUGUGAUCCAGAAUCAACAGGUAUCUCCUUGUUUCAAUGGUUUUCCUGGCUAGAUAAUGUAGUACUGAUUUAGGGAGAUUAACUAAACACAAUCAGGUGGUCAAAUCAGACUAAGUUCAGUUAAUGGGAUGGGGAGUAAGUGUUGGAAAUUUGAGAUUGAUGUACUGGUCAGAUCAGUAGAUACAGACUAAUCCUAGUAGCAAUAGGAUAGGGGGUACAAUGGUAGUUUCACCCAACAGAAUAUGAAUUAGAUCUGAGAAAUUAGCCAGCCAUUUGAUUCUUACCAGGACCUGGUAAUCACAGAAAAAUCAGAUUACUAAAAUACGGAUUCAAUACUGGUGUUCAAAACAAUACUAAGACAAAAAGGGUAAAACUGUAAACUUAAUGAUGAACACAAUGAUCAGAGUAAGGGUUAAUGAUCAAGGAUUGAUUUGGAAUAUGUGCACGAUAUCAAUAGAGAAACUACGGUACUAAAUCUCACAUUUCAGACUAUUAGAACAUGCACAUUAGCUGAUAUGAACACGGGCAGAUUAGGAAAUUAGAAAUAAAUCAAGAUCAACAGAUCAGAAUUAGUUCCAAAUCAUAUCGAGUUCAUCAUUAGGGAUUCUGAAUAACUGGUCAAAAUGUGAAUGAAUUCUAAUGGCUGGAUUGGUUCAAAAUUCAUGCAAAAAACAUGUAGCGUAUGAACCCUCAUAAGCAAAGGUCUAGUUGCUUUAGUUGUAGGAAAUUGAAGAAUACUUACUUCUUAAUGGAUGAAGAAGAUGAUGGAAUAAUAAGAAUGACAUAAAAUAACAUCCGGGCUUCACACCUCAAGGUGGUUCGACUGUUUCAAACGCCAACCUACCUUGAUCGCACAAAAGGGUUUCCUUGAUCAAACACAAGAGAUCUUCAAACAUAAAGAGGCAAGCAAAAGCUGCAUUUUCUUUGCUAAAUUCGUGUACAAUGCUGGCCUCUUUUACACUUUUAUAGAAAACUCAAAAAUAGACUCCUACACUAAAUGGAAAGGCCUAACAUAAUGCUUAACUAAUUAGGUAACAAAAACUGACUUGGCAAAUUGAAAUCAUAAAGAGAACUUCUCAAAACAGGAUUGGACUUAGAGUGGAAUCCAUAGUUGUCAAGGCGUUGCCUAGGCGUCUUGGUGGUGUGUCUGGGGCCUGGGCGACUGUGGCUUUAGUGCACUGGCUAAAGCCUUACAGCAAGGAUCUGGUUUGACACUUAAUUAUGCCAAAUAUUGUUAUUUCAUUUACUUAAGAUAUUAUUCAUAAAUAAGAAAAUAUCCCCUAUUUGAAUCCCAUAAAAAUAGUUUUAAAAUCAAA